CUCAAACUGGACGCUUCAGUGCCGCUUCAGAAGCCUGAACUAGUCCCAACCCUCCUAGUGACGCCGCCCUUUCUCUUUUUAAUAGCUUUCUGAUGAUAUGAAGGAUUAACAUUCCUCGCUGUUAGGCCUUUGCUACCAACAUAUGUAAGGCAAGGGGCCUAAGCAUCCCCAUGUUGAAAGAACCGGGCUGCGUUUGAAGUGUAAGGUAGGUACCUACCCUGGUCGUCAAUGCUGACACCCGAACAUCGCAGUCUGAGGCACUACGUAGGUGCUUCAGCUUAUCAUGUUACCCACCUUACCUGUACAACAACGUUUUUGACUGGUUGUAACCUUCCAACUCAGUCGGCCAUGGAAGGUGCAUCACCAUAAAAGGUACAUUGAGUUUGUACCCAGGUAGAAAUCAUGGAUUGCUGCACAACUUAACUGCCUGGAUCCAAUGCACAACUUCUCCGGUUCUAGAAUUCCCACGAUCAUCAAUCUGACCAAGCAACAAACUUCCUUGCUCGAGUAUGUCAAAUCAUUGCAGCAAGCUACUAAGUUAUAUGGCACUAAUGUGGUGUAUGUUUUAAUCGCCUCACACUGAUCAAAUCCCCGUAAAUUACAAAAAGACAUUCAAACCUGACACCUACCUGAGUCGGGUCGACAUCAUACGCAACUGGAACGCCUCCGAUCCCCAACGGUUCAUGAUACAGGAGCACAACCACGGCAGUCCUUGCUGCAAACAACAGUUUUAUUCUGGCGAUUCCGUGUCCAGCCUCAUACACUUCAUGAUUCUUGGGGCCCAAGUGACUAACGCCCGACACUACCACUCAUAUAGUAGGUAAGCGGCCAGUAUGGCUGCCUUUAAUGCCAAUCUUGCUGGCGCAACAGAGCGUUCCUUCUCUUCGUCACUCUCGCCGGACCGAGUUGUCGCCAGCUCAGAAGAUGACAAUGCUGCGGCCUCCACCCUCGAUCCUGAUUUUUUCAAGAGUCUGACCGAUAAGAGGACGACGCGCGACGGAAACCCCCCCAAGAAGCGAGGGCCCAAGCCCAACAGCAAGCCGGCCUUAACCAGGCGGCAAGAGUUGAAUCGUCAGGCACAGAGAACACAUCGCGAAAGAAAGGAGCUCUACAUCAAGGCACUGGAAGAUGAAGUUCUUCGUCUCAAAGAGGUAUUCAGCAAUGUUUCAUUGGAUAGGGAGAGAUUGGCCGAUGAGAACAAACGGCUGCGAGACACUUUGGCACAGGCUGGGCUUCAACACAGCAGCCCGCAUGUUGCAGGCAGCGCGACGAGCGGUUCAGUCAAUACAAGUUCCCCGCCCUUGACCUCGCGAUCGACGGCGCCGUCAGUUGGCUCACCAAUGAACCUACCUGUGGCCGUCAAUCAAGGUUCCACGACCGGCCAACCGCACGGAAUGCCCCAGCCGCUUUAUCGUGGAAACCCUGGGCUGGAACAGGCGGGCAUUGACUUCGUUUUAACUCUCGAGAGGCCGUGCAUGACACAUAUCCAGUUCAUGGUUGAGAGAGCAUCUGAGCCUGAGGGCGAACCCUGUGGGCAUGCACUUAUGGCAUCGUGCCCGCCAGAUCCGGCUCCAGAAACAAGACCAGGUUUACCCUUCGGGAAAACUCAUAUUCCACUAGAUGGCGAUACGAACCAGAAGACGUGGGAAGUACCAAAAGCAGAUCUUGCCACUUUAUUGGAUUUAAGUAAGAGCAUCGACCUCGAUGGUGAGGUAACUCCUAUCAUGUCUUGGGGUAUGCUCAUGUCACACCCAAGGGCAAAUGAAUUGGAGGUGGUCGACUUCCGAAAGCUGAGUGAAGAGCUCGUUCGGAAAGUGAGAUGUUAUGGCUUUGGUGCUGUAAUGGAGGAAUUUGAGGUGCGAGAUGCUAUCGACAGUGUGUUCAGCGGUAAGGACUCGAUGAUGGGUGAAUAGGAGUUUGUGUUGUGUUUUUCCACUAGGGGGGAACGGUAGCUGUUGUUUGGAUAUUACUGUUUACUAUUUUGACAUCUUAAUGAUGAGCAUAUCUCUGGCAUCUCUCCUUACCUAUUCUAGCUAUUAUAAGUUACAAAAUCCGUUAAAAACCACAC
Messenger RNA from Fusarium verticillioides 7600, 2068 nucleotides. RefSeq lists its product as hypothetical. The record is from RefSeq and is a predicted model, not a curated record. Gene Ontology annotation, cellular component: RNA polymerase II transcription regulator complex. The transcript is spliced from 6 exons. Gene Ontology annotation, molecular function: DNA-binding transcription activator activity, RNA polymerase II-specific; transcription cis-regulatory region binding. Lineage: Eukaryota; Fungi; Ascomycota; Sordariomycetes; Hypocreales; Nectriaceae. The coding region runs from base 834 to 1913 and encodes 359 amino acids.